GACUCUUGUUUCUAACCAAAUUCAAAACAUAGAUUUCAAAACUUAUUGUACAAUGAACUCCAUACAUAGCCUUUGAAAUCAGCUGACUUCCCAAGUUCAAAAUGGCGACCAAUCCGUUCAUGGAAUCGGACACGGAAGACCAGGAUUUACCGGGUCCCUUUGACGACACAUCGGACAGUAUAGACGACAAAAAUUCAGAGACGAUAGACGAGAGUCCGAAGGAAAUAACGCUCGACCUCGUGGCUCAUAAACUGCUAAAGGAGAAGUUUAUUUUGACGGCGCUGGAGCUUCACACCGAGCUGCUGGAAAGUGGUUGUGAACUGCCGCGACUGAGAGAUUUCUUCUCGAACCCGGGAAACUUCGAGACACAGACGGUCCACACACAGCCGUCCUCCACGCUACACCGCACGUCCAGUGAACAGACAUUUGACUCUUUGGACUUUGCACGGUAUUCCGAUGACGGGGCCAACCAGACAGAUGAGAGAGUGGCAGUGUUGGAGUUUGAGCUACGUAAGGCCAAGGACACGAUCAAGGGACUCCGGGCCAACCUGACAGAGGCAGCAGAAACAGACAUCCCAUCUCCCAUGGCUACUGAUGGACAGAAGACAGAGACUCAGCUGGCGACUUCUAAAGAGGAGCCGGUGAAGCCACAUGAGAAGCGAGCGCUGAACUUCCUGGUGAAUGAGUAUCUCCUGAAGCAGGACUUCAAGCUCACCUCCAUAACCUUCUCUGAUGAGUGUGAGGACCAGGACUUUGAAGACUGGGACGAUGUUGGGCUCAACAUGCCGCAGCCGCCGGACCUGCUGCACCUGUACCGGGACUACGGGAGCCACGUGGCGCCGGCGCUAGACGUACGCGACGUCGGGUGCGGGGAGGACGUUGUGGAGGUGGAAGAGCCGGAGGAUGACCAGGAACAGCAGAAAAUCCAAGAACUAGAGGAGGAGAAGGAAAGACUGGAUGCUGAGAUUGUAGCAUUAGGGGAUCAAAUAGCAACACUUAAGGAGGAAAACGACUCACUUAUAGGACAUGUUGCAACAUUAGAACGAGAUAUAGAAGCUCUGCAGACACCUAAAUUUUCAACUCCAGUUUCAACACCAAAUAAGCAAAUUCCAAGACCAGCAGCAUUCGACAUGGACCCAAAUGUAGAUAUCAGGACUCCUCCCAUUGGUCAGUCUAGCACAAAUGAAGACAAUCAAGGAUCUAGAUUAACCAAUGGCAGAUCAGAGGACAGAACUGAAGCGGAUCAGGCUGGUCCUGAUGAGUUGGAGGAGUCAUUGCAGGUUACGGUGGGGUCGGAGGGUGUGAGGGACAUCACCCUGGAUGUUACACAACAGGAGGGGGAUAGCAUGUUACAGGGAGAACUCAAGAAGUGGGACAUUCCUAAUAGAAAAAUGUCAGAAGCAUUCCGUAGAACAUUGAUAAGUAUGACCCAGACCGUAGUGGACAACAGGUUAGGUAGUGAGGUGUCCAAGAUAGCAGGUUCAGGUGAAGGUGUAGUGAUGAUGCUGGCCAGGUGUCUUCCACACAUUGUACCUAAUGUGUUACUUGCCAAGAGAGAGGAGCUGAUCCCACUGAUCCUGUGCACAGUAGCGCUGCACCCUGAUGCCAAGGAGAGAGACAAACUUCUGCACAUCCUCUUCAACCUCAUCAAGAGACCUGAUGAGGAGCAGAGGCAGAUGAUCCUGACGGGAUGUGUAACGUUUGCUGAACACGUGGGACAGGAGCGUGUGGAGACAGAACUGCUGCCACAGUGUUGGGAACAGAUCAACCAUAAAUAUGAAGAGAGAAGACUACUGGUGGCUGAGGCCUGUGGAACAUUGGCUCCAUUCUUACCUAGUGAGAUUCGCAGCUCCCUGGUGCUGUCCAUGCUACAGCAGAUGCUGUCAGACGACAAGUCAGAUCUGGUGCGAGAGUCGGUGGCAAAGAGUCUGGGGCUCAUCACAGCCUACAUCGAUGAUGUAGACAAGUAUUCACAGGGUUCCGAGCUGCUGCACAUGGCGAUGUGUGAUGCGUCCGAGAGAGUGGUGGGAGCGGCCCAGCAGGUGUUCCUGCCUGCCCUGGCGGCCUGGGCAGACGAACUGGACAGGCUACAUACUGACCUCAUCCACGGCAUGAUGACCAGGCUGGAACAUCUAGUCAAGGCUGCAGUAAGAGUAAAGCCCAUGAACCAGUUGUUAGCUGGUUCUGCUACAUCUGUGAACCAAACCGGUGGAGAGACAACAGUAGGUCUGGAUGAGACCAGGUUUAACCUGUAUGUGUCCACCCUGGAUGCCAUGGUUCCCGCCUUGUUCGCUGCUGUGCUGCAGUCGGCACCCUUCGCACAGGACCAGAACCUGACAUGCAGGGAUGUAGAAGUGUCCAGGUUCCCCAUGGGAUCCUCCCCACUACACGACAUCGCUACGAUCAUCGGUGACCACGCCCAGCUCGCAGCCCUUGUUACGGCGUACGAUGACAUGAUAGAACAGGCCGACUUCCCCGAGUGGGAAACCUUACAGUGGGUGUCUGAGGAAUUUGUGCCCAGACUAGUGCAGCUGACAGGUAGCCUGGAUGUGACUCUGACCUCCUGUAUCCACAACCUGGCCAGACUGUUCCACAAAGUCUGCAGAACAUUUGGGAGAACAUUCACUGAGAGAAAGUUGAAACCACAAUUCCAGACGAUUUUAAAGAUUCCAGAGGAGCAAAUAGAUCGAGAGAUUCUGUCAGGACGAACAGCUCUCACACGUGCCACGGUCCCGUUGUAUGCAGCAGGGGUGCUGGCAGUCUUCCACCAGGAGUCAGACAGAAAGCAGCUGAUCAAGUUCAUGCAGGACAUCCUGACGACCCUGUCCCUCUCCCACGCACCCCUGGACAGCAUUCAGGCAGCAUUCCUGGAACUGGGUCACACAGGCAGUCUUUCCCUCAGGUCGGACGCGGCGUACCACGAGUCCCUGCUGACCGUACUGUGGGACGGUGUCGUCCACACCUCCGCGCUAGUCCGAGCAUCUGCAGCCAGAAUGUUUGAGAUGCUGAUUAAGGGUGUACAGGAGACCCUGGUUUCCAUGAGAGUGGUGCCUGCCCUCAUUACACUGUCUACAGACCCUGAAAUGUCUGUCCGUAUAGCGACGAUCCCUGCCUUCGGAACCAUCAUGGAGAGCAUCACACAGAAGGAGACCCUGGACCGUGUCCACAUGCAGUUCCAGCAGUUCCUGGACGACCCACAGUACCGCGAGCAGCACACGCUUCAUGUGGAGAUCAUCAGGACAUUCGCCCGCAUCGGGCCCAACGCUGAACCAAAGUUCAGGGAUGAAUUUGUGUUACCACGUCUGGCCAUCAUGGCAGGGAACAACAACCUGAUGAUUAAUGAGACCAAGAGAACAGACAUCGCCAUGCAGCUGUUCGAGGCCUUCACUGCCAUGUCCUGUUGUUUUAUCUCUGAUGACCUGAUUAACCAGUGCAUGCUGCCUGGCCUGAGGUGUCUGAGACAGGACAUGGAGCACAUCGCACCUCAGCACCAAGAGGUGGUUGCCUCCAUGAUUAAGGAGUAUGAGAUGAAGGUGGACAGUAAGGUGCCGUACGACAGCGGCGUCCCGGUGGGCGCCAGUCUCGGGAACCUGGCAGCCGCCAUGUCCAGCGAAGACGCCAAGACAAAACUGCUCAGCAAGCUGGGACAACUCAAAGACAAGUCCUCAGUACAGGGUACCAAGAUAGCUAGCAUGUUCCACAGGAAGAAGUGAGAUGAGAUUUUCUUCUUCAGCUUCAUACAACUCUGAUAGUAUAUAGGCUUCAAAUACAUUUAGUUAUCACUGUAGCCACUUAGUACUUAAUAAUAUGUUUCUUAGGCUUAUCAAAUGCACAAUUUUGAAGUUUCCUUCAAAGAGCUAACAUUGUGUAAGUUGCCACAAAGCCUUUUUUUUGCAAACUGAAAUUGACUUCCCCACCCCACCUACACUGGUAAUGCAAAAACAACUAACAUUCCUUGAAUGAUGCUGUAUAAUAUGUGGAUCUAAUAUCAUACAUAAAACUGUCAUGUUUCAGGUUUGCUUUGCUUUGCUUUGAGAUUUUUGUCUUGUACAGGAGGCAGUUGAAAGAUAAUCUAAAAGUUGUCAAAUUUGAAUAACUGUCAUGAAUGUUGUCAGAGACUGUGUUGCUGAGGUACGUACAAAACAGGUUGAGAAACAAAACGUAUUCUAACAUAACACUGUAAUAUAAGCCUGUAGAGUUAGCCAGAAUGAAUGUCCUAACUCCUUCAAAUGUAUCUUAUUCCUAUAUUCCUGUUGUGAUCAUUCUAGGUGCUAGUCAGUGUUUAGAGAGCUCUUUGAGCAAAACAGUUGUGAUGCCAUUCCAACAUUUGUAUCACAAAGAAAGAAAUAUCAGGGAAAAUUCAUGUAAUUUAAGAAGUAGGGCUGACAAUGUAUUAUUGAUAAGACUACACAGCAAGACAUACACUAUGUAAAUAUCAUAGUGUAGAACAUGUCACAUAUUCCAAUCUGGUUGUAUUGCAAGGUUUUGUGUUCUAUUGGUUAAACAUUUCACUAAAAGCCGAUCAAUUUCUAAUUAAUUUUUCAAGGUGACCAGAUGUUAAUUGUAGAUGAAAUAUUUUUUAUUUGUCUGACUGCUUCUAUUGUUGGUCUUGAUUUGUCCAUGAUGUUGGUUGGGCCCCUUUAAGACACUUUGUUUCUAAGUUAUGUACAGAAACUUAUGUACAGAUUUUUGACAUGACCACAGCUGCGACACAAGCAAUAAACCUGACAUUCACAAGACAUGCUAUUAUGUUAUUGGGCCCAUGUUCUGUACAUUAAAUAAUGUGAUAGCUAAAAUAUUGAGGGGGAAAAGCCCUUAGAGAAGUUAGGUAAAGGCUAGCCAAGUAUCAGUUUUGUGGGAAUUUUCACUAGGGAAGAAGUCAGCCAUAUGUAUAUAAAUGUGUUGUAUUGUGAUCUACAUGUAUCCAGCUAAGAAAAGCCACAUAUGUAAUAAUCCACAAACAUAUCCAAAAAUGCUUACUUUGGUAGUUCAUAGCAGUCAAGACUAACAGGUUUAAGUCACUUCUUUUGUUUUUGAAAUUUGGCAGUUUUUGAUAGAUAGUUUAUAUUCAGCAGCAAUACAAACCUUAGUGUUCCAUCUUUGUAGUUUAUCAAGUGCAACUUUUUUAACAGUCACUCUUUAACAUUCUUUGACCAUAUAACCCCUAAAACUAACAUAACAAUUCACUUGUACUAAGUCAAUGAUAUUAUAGUAUGUUUGUACAUAUACAUGUACAUGUAAGCCUCUUAACAUUAUUUUGAAUAUCUUGUGUACAGCAAUAGUAACUGCUAAGAUUGUGAUAUAGUUCAACGCUGGAUAAAGGAAGUUGUUUAUUGUCACAAGUGUUGUUGGAAACGCUGAGAUGUGUGGAAGACUGUGCAGGUUUGUUGUGGAUGUGUCUGCCUGCCAAGGUGUUAAUAGAUGUGAGAUUCUUGUGACUGGUCCGUUGUUGAGAAAGACGUGUGGUGUUAAAGGCAGAUUCAUUGCCUUGUUACAAACUAAGGCCACACCAAUUUAAUUUGUUGUUUCUCAUAUUUUUUCAGAAAAAAUCAGGAGUGAC
Molecule: messenger RNA, 5560 nt
Organism: Branchiostoma belcheri (Belcher's lancelet)
Lineage: Eukaryota; Metazoa; Chordata; Leptocardii; Amphioxiformes; Branchiostomatidae
Product: lisH domain and HEAT repeat-containing protein KIAA1468 homolog
Exons: 28
Coding region: 102-3713 (1203 amino acids)
Biological process (GO): intracellular cholesterol transport
Cellular component (GO): trans-Golgi network; recycling endosome
Molecular function (GO): protein binding
Source: RefSeq, a predicted model, not a curated record